Procambarus clarkii (red swamp crayfish) is the source of this 1563-nucleotide messenger RNA. The record is from RefSeq and is a predicted model, not a curated record. Lineage: Eukaryota; Metazoa; Arthropoda; Malacostraca; Decapoda; Cambaridae.
AUGGGCGACAUUAACCACGAGACAAUAGAUUGGGUAAAUCUGACAUCACAAGAAGAAGGAGAUCAGUUUCUAGACCUGGUGCAGGACUUCUUUCUCAUACAAUAUGUGGUAGAGCCCACUCGAGGUAACAGCAUUCUGGACUUUGUGCUAACAUCAGAAGAGAGCAUGAUCGAUCAAAUUAAAGUUGGAGAAAAGCUCACCCUUAUCGGAGACGCCGGUUGGAUGAGAGGUGUUACUUCCAGGCCCCUGAAGGAGGAGGAGGAGGAGAGGCACGAGAGCGGGAGGACCUCCCUGGGUGAGGUGUCGGAAGCGGCGCUGAAGGCAGGCUCAUGUGAAGGGCCUUCCUUAUUGAUGUCUGUGUUAAGGGGCAGGUCUCCUGGCGAUUGGCCAUCACCCUCCGCUGACUCCAUCUCAAGUACUGAAAUAAUAAGGACAAGUUAUCAUUAUAUGUCUGUCAUCACCACACAGUGUAAUGUAACUGUCAUCACCACACAGUGUAAUAUAACUGUCAUCAGUACACAGUGUAAUGUAACUGUCAUCACCACACAGUGUAAUGUAACUGUCAUCACUACACAGUGUAAUGUAACUGUCAUCACUACACAGUGUAAUGUAACUGUCAUCACUACACAGUGUAAUGUAACUGUCAUCACUACACAGUGUAAUGUAACUGUCAUCACCACACAGUGUAAUGUAACUGUCAUCAGUACACAGUGUAAUGUAACUGUCAUCACCACACAGUGUAAUGUAACUGUCAUCAGUACACAGUGUAAUGUAACUGUCAUCACCACACAGUGUAAUGUAACUGUCAUCACUACACAGUGUAAUGUAACUGUCAUCACUACACAGUGUAAUGUAACUGUCAUCACCACACAUUGUAAUGUAACUGUCAUCACUACACAGUGUAAUGUAACUGUCAUCAGUACACAGUGUAAUGUAACUGUCAUCACUACACAGUGUAAUGUAACUGUCAUCACUACACAGUGUAAUGUAACUGUCAUCAGUACACAGUGUAAUAUAACUGUCAUCACUACACAGUGUAAUGUAACUGUCAUCACCACACAGUGUAAUUGUAAUGUAACUGUCAUCACUACACAGUGCAAUGUAACUGUCAUCAGUACACAGUGUAAUAUAACUGUCAUCACUACACAGUGUAAUGUAACUGUCAUCACUACACAGUGUAAUGUAACUGUCAUCAGUACACAGUGUAAUAUAACUGUCAUCACUACACAGUGUAAUGUAACUGUCAUCACCACACAGUGUAAUUGUAAUGUAACUGUCAUCACCACACAUUGUAAUGUAACUGUCAUCACCACACAGUGUAAUGUAACUGUCAUCACUACACAGUGUAAUAUAACUGUCAUCACUACACAGUGUAAUGUAACUGUCAUCACCACACAGUGUAAUGUAACUGUCAUCACCACACAUUGUAAUGUAACUGUCAUCACCACACAGUGUAAUGUAACUGUCAUCACUACACAGUGUAAUGUAACUGUCAUCACCACACUCAGUAAUGUAACUGUCAUCAGUACACAGUGCAAUGUAACUGUCAUCACCACAGUGUAA